AUGCUUUGAAUCUGUUGCGCAAUAGCGAAAAUUGAUGAGUUUUCUGCAUUAAUUGUUCUCAUUCUAGGAUGGGCUCUAUUACUUGUGUUUGGUGCGAUUUAUCAAAAAUUAUAUUUGCCUUCACUAUUGGAAACUGAAAAAGGUAAGAGUAUUUAUCAAUUGUUUAGAUUUCAGCUGCUUUCAAUUAAUCCUGAAGAUGCAGGAAUUAAAAAGUCAGCAAAAUAUAUUUUUUCUGCAAAUCUAUCACAAAGUAACUCCAAUCGCCCAGGUUUGAAUAUCCCAGAUGAUGAUGCUUUAAAAUCAAAUGGACAGCUUGAGGAGCAAAGUAACAGCAAUGUUGAGUUAUACAGUGAAUAUAAUUCAAGCUUAUGCAAUUGUAACAGCACUCAAAAGUAA
This is a messenger RNA of Blepharisma stoltei, 396 nucleotides long. The record is from the annotation of a GenBank genome assembly. NCBI's taxonomy places the organism in Eukaryota, Ciliophora, Heterotrichea, Heterotrichida, Blepharismidae.